This is a messenger RNA of Bolinopsis microptera, 681 nucleotides long. RefSeq names its product semaphorin-5B-like. The transcript is spliced from 4 exons. The coding region runs from base 6 to 593 and encodes 195 amino acids. NCBI's taxonomy places the organism in Eukaryota, Metazoa, Ctenophora, Tentaculata, Lobata, Bolinopsidae. The record is from RefSeq and is a predicted model, not a curated record.
CGACAAUGUUAGUGACUCUUCUGGUUAUCCUCGCUCUUGGUCUGGCAAGUGCAGAAAAUACGGGAAAAUGUAAAAAGAUGGACAAAAAGAUAACGAAAACAACAAAAAAGUUGGAAAAAGCGAAGAAAUCUUUUGAAGCCUUAUGUGCCGUAGCAAUUGAUGGAGGGUGGAGUGACUACAGCGACUGGGGUGCUUGCUCAGCAGGUUGUGGAAAAGGGACACAGACCCGGUCCAAAACCUGCAAUAACCCACCUCCAGCUAAUGGUGGAAAAGAUUGUGGUGGUGAAGCAGUGGAAUCAAGGGAAUGCAUGGACAGCGCAACAUGUUCAACCGGAAUCUGUGCGUGGGGUGAAAGCUACCUGUGCGACACGAGCACUGCCUGUUCAUGGUCUUGUCGAGGUGGACAUUGCUGGAGAGGAUGCAACGGGGCCGCGUGUCCUCACCCGGACGAAGGAUUCUGCUCAGACUGCACGACGUGGUGUUGGCUCAGUGCCAGUGGUUCUGUUGACGAGAAGGCCACAUGUAGCACUGAUGACGACUGUAUUGGGAUCCUGGCAAACCCCUGCGUAGGAGAAAAAGGCUGCGAUUGGUAGGCUCAGAAAUGAAGUGCUGGUGAAGGGUUCCUUUGCAUGUACAAGGAUAUGCUAGAUUUCUAGUAAGUUGUAAUUAAUCGACCAACUU